This is a messenger RNA of Funneliformis mosseae, 396 nucleotides long. NCBI's taxonomy places the organism in Eukaryota, Fungi, Glomeromycota, Glomeromycetes, Glomerales, Glomeraceae. The record is from the annotation of a GenBank genome assembly.
AUGUCACAUAUUGUAAAACGCUGUCGUACCGAAGGAGACGAAGAAGAAGAAACAAGUAGUAAAUCAAAAACAAAUGGCAUAGGUUCUAAAAUACCAGCAGUUUUAGAAGAUAGUAUAUUUGGAAUACAACCAGUUAACGAUUUUGUUAGAGUUGUCAGCGACUUUUUAUAUUAUCAUGUUGGAAGGGAACAUAUUGAAAUCGAAGCCAAGUUAGGAGUUUUAGUAAAUAAACAAACGCGUGAACGAAUAAAUUUACCGGUAAAUUGCGAGACAGUGAUAAAGCCUGACGAAAGCAGUUGGAUGUCAUUUGAGAGUAAUAUGACUCUCGAACAACAUCGACAUUUCAAUGAGCUACUAAAUAAACGUUUCACCGAAACAAAAUCUUCAACAUUCAAA